Molecule: messenger RNA, 2008 nt
Organism: Carya illinoinensis
Lineage: Eukaryota; Viridiplantae; Streptophyta; Magnoliopsida; Fagales; Juglandaceae
Exons: 7
Coding region: 148-1767 (539 amino acids)
Source: RefSeq, a predicted model, not a curated record
ACUUCCAACCAAAACAUACACGAAGCGGUGCUAAUCGGUUAUAGGAAAUCUUUUCGUCUUGUCGAUGACCAAACGGGGACGAUCAGAGAAAAGAAACCUCGCGACAAAAUACUGGUUUUUGAGAAGAAAAUCGCAGCGGCAGCGAGGAUGGGAGCAUCGAGUUCGACGAGCCAGAAGGUGUCGACCGAACAGCGAGAGGUCGAAACCUUAGCGGCUUCUACAGGAGCUCUUCCUAUGCUACAGCAAGCUUUUUCCAGGCUUGCCGAUCCCCAAUCAAAUGUAGUUCCCCUCAAAAGCUUGCAGCAAUGCUUCUGCUUUGCGUAUGAAAACCUGAUCUCUGAAGCACCCAAGAUGCCCGAUACCUUCCUUGUGUUUUUGGAUAAUCUCAGCUCAUCCAUUGUUGAGGUAUUUUUCAUGCCCCAGAAAGGGGGAGUAAGUUGGGUCGAGUUUGUUAGAGGUUAUAUUAAGUGCUGUGGAAGGAUGUCGGCAUCAAUGUCACUUAAUGCAUUACUCAAAAUGUAUGCUGCGACGGUGACAAAAGCGGGUCUUCCUUUGAAAUUGGACUUUGAAUCUGAUGAGGCUGACUGUAAGAUAAACGGUUCACUUUUGGCAAGCGAUGUGCAUAUGCUUCUUUGGAUGUGUUGGACUAUGUCGUGGGAUGUCAGAACAUCGAGAAGUUCCAAGGCAAAAGCAAAUCUAUGUCUUCCGGACAUCAGUCAUCUGGUAUUAUCAGCUGUCACGUCGUGUACUGAAGUUGGCAGUGGCUUGAAUGUGUGGUAUUGUGAUGUCUUGGGCUUGGAGGUUCAACUUCCUGUCGGUAAGUUUCUGACAUGGGCUAUUAAAACGGCCCAGUGCCUCCCGGAUUGCUUGACACAAUUUGUCCAUGCGAGACUCCAAAACUUUCGCGCGGCAGAGAAUGAAUGUGCUUCUUCAAGUUCGUCAGUAGGAGAACUUUCCUCAACUAAGACAUGCAAUUCUUUCCUUUUAACCCGGGGAAGGGCAUGGGCAAUUUCCCUUACACUCAGAAGUACCAUAAGUGAAGAGAUCUCACAAGUUUGCUUUCCAAGCACUGGUGAUGGAACACAUGACAACCUACUUUAUCAGUCAUCUCUUCAUGGGAGAGGCUUGAACCGAUUCUGGUCUAAUAUUGAAGGAUACAAAGGUCCAUUGUUGAUGUUGAUUUCUGCAAGUUCAGGAGAUGCUAAUGAGAGUGGCACCAAUCUUAGGAAAUGGAUUGUUGGUGCACUUAUGCAGAGUGGGUUUCAAAAUGGGGAUCUGUUCUACGGAAGCUCUGGAUGCUUGUAUGCCAUAAGUCCAGUCUUCCAUGUGUUAUCAUCAACUGGAAAGGACAAGAACUUCGUAUAUAGCCACUUGCAUGCUACUGGUAAAAUAUAUGAGCCAAAGCGAAAACCUGUCGGAAUUGCUUUUGGAGGAACCAUGGGAAAUGAGAGAAUCUUUGUGGAUGAAGAUUUUUCUAGAGUCACGAUUCGCCAUCAUGCCAUAGACAAAACUUACCAACCCGGUUCCCUCUUUCCAGAUCAGGGUUUCCUGCCUGUGGAAGCUUUGAUUUCAGAAGUGGAAGUUUGGGGAUUUGGUGGGAAGGGGGCAAAGGAUGUGCAACAUUCAUAUAAGAAGAGAGAAGAGCUGUUCACUGAGCAAAGACGGAGGGUUGACUUGAAAACUUUUGCAAGUUGGGAAGAUUCACCUGAGAAGAUGAUGAUGGACAUGAUAUCAGACCCCAAUGCAGUUCAACGGGAAGAUCGUUAAAUUAUACUGCACAUGCUUAAGCAUAAUUUUAACACUCUUACUUUUGGCUGUUUAGUGUUGUAUUAAUCUUUAGAAGAGAUGAAUUGGGCAAAUGAUUUUCUUGAGUCUAUUAGCCCUAAAGAAAAUUCGAUGGGAGAAACUGGCCUUAAGUUUCGUAGAGCGAUCUUGUUACGUUGCUUGUGUAAAUGUUGUAUAGUGUCGUAGAUUUAAUGACAUGUUAUUACGUGUUCGCGUUCCUAAA